Molecule: messenger RNA, 3108 nt
Organism: Boleophthalmus pectinirostris (great blue-spotted mudskipper)
Lineage: Eukaryota; Metazoa; Chordata; Actinopteri; Gobiiformes; Gobiidae
Product: midnolin homolog
Exons: 7
Coding region: 134-3052 (972 amino acids)
Source: RefSeq, a predicted model, not a curated record
UGUGGACCCCAGCACCACCACCACCCUGCCCCUUGUGAAGUCCACAUACACCACCUCCGACACUGCAAAUGUUUUCUUGUGGAUCUUAAGGAAGGCUUCCUCACCCACCCCCCCCUCACGUCCCUCUGUCGCCAUGUGCCCGUGUUCCCAAGUUUCCACCACGACCAGCAGACCAUGUUAUUGUGGCCCGACCCAGCCCCCAAUUCUCGUGCCGUGUCUCACAAUCCCCCUCACUAAAUCCACCACGACUCUUCCUCUGUGUCAGGUCCAAACUACCACAGUCGCUCCAGUGCCCCACUACGAGACCAUGACCUCCAUCUCCACCGAGACUCCAACAACAUCUGCCUCUUCUGUCUCUGAAACUACCACCGGACACGGACACGAUCAUGUAGAACCUACACCUGACACUAGACCCAGUACACCUUACGAUCCAACGAACUCUUCAGGAAAUGGUGCCACUGAGAUUCCAACAGCAUCUGGAGCAACUUCUGUCUCUGAAGCUAUCACUGGAGAUCACGGACAUGCUGGAGAUCACGGACAUGGUGGACAUCAUCAUGGACAUGGAGGACAUGGUGGAGGACAUGGACACUAUGAUGGACCACACGGAGGACAUCAUCAUGGAGGACAUGGACAUCAUCACCACCAAUCUGAGCCACCUUCCUCCACCAUCUCCACCCAACCUCCAGCAACAUCUGUUCCCUUUGAUCCCACCACCGAUUUCUUGACUGUUGCUCCAGACACCACCAGUGUGUCCAGUUCAACCUCCAAUAACGGAAAAUCAGAAGCAACAUCUGAACCUGCCACUGGAUAUCAUGGACACGGAGGACAUCAUCACCAUCACGGACAUGGAGAUCAUCACCACCACCACCACCACCAUCAUCACGGACAUGGAGAUCAUCACCACCACCACCAUCAUCAUGGACACGGAGGACAUCACCAUCAUGGACAUGGAGAUCAUCACCAUCAUCAUCAUGGACACCCUACACCUGACACAAGGCCCAUUACACCUUAUGAUCCAACGAGCUCUUCAGGACAGGACUCCACUGUGACUUCUGUUUCUGGACUUCCAAAUGUUACAGCAUCCCAAACCCCUCCAACAGACUCCACCACCCCGUGCCCACAGACGACGACUUCACAUCUCUCCAGUUCAACUGAGACGACGACCUCUUCUGGACCCAUCUCCACUGAGACUCCAACAGCAUCUGGAGUAACUUCUGUCUCUGAACCUACCAGUGGAUAUCAUCAUGGACAUGGACACCAUCAUGGGCACCAUCACGGACAUGGUGGACAUGGAGGGCACGGACACUAUGAUGGACCACACGGAGGACAUCAUCAUGGAGGACAUGGACAUCAUCACCACCAAUCUGAGCCACCUUCCUCCACCAUCUCCACCCAACCUCCAGAAACAUCUGGCCCCUUUGAUCCCACCACCAACGAUUUCUUGACUGUUGCUCCAGACACCACCAGUGUGUCCAGUUCAACCUCCAAUAACGGAAAAUCAGAAGCAACAUCUGAACCUGCCACUGGAUAUCAUGGACACGGAGGACAUCACCACCAUCACGGACAUGGAGAUCAUCACCACCACCACCACCACCAUCAUGGACACGGAGAUCAUCACCAUCAUCAUCAUGGACACGGAGGACAUCAUCAUGGACACCCUACACCUGACACAAGGCCCAUUACACCUUAUGAUCCAACGAGCUCUUCAGGACAGGACUCCACUGUGACUUCUGUUUCUGGACUUCCAAAUGUUACAGCAUCCCAAACCCCUCCAACAGACUCCACCACCCCGUGCCCACAGACGACGACUUCACAUCUCUCCAGUUCAACUGAGACGACGACCUCUUCUGGACCCAUCUCCACUGAGACUCCAACAGCAUCUGGAGUAACUUCUGUCUCUGAACCUACCAGUGGACAUUAUCAUCACGGACAUGGAGGGCAUCAUCACGGGGGACAUGUACACUAUCAUGACGACCCACACGGACAGGGUCAUCAUCACCACCACCACCACUACCACUACCAUCAUCACCAUCACCACCAUCACGGCUCUGGAGGUGCAUCAAACACAACAUCCUCCACUACGAUAAUCUCCACAGUUGAAGGAUCAUCUGAAAGCUCCACUAAAUCUCCUGAAGGCUCCGUUCAAAUCACCAGAGUCUCCAGUCCUGAAACAUCGACUGUGAAGACCACUCUGCCGCCAUGUGCCUCCACCACGACCACCCGCCCGUCAGGUGCACCCUGUGCCCCGAUCACACUCACUGCAGCGCAGACGGGUGACACUGGCGGUGACGGCGGUAGCUCCACCACUUCUACAACCACCGGCGGAGACGGCGGUCACUCCACCACUUCUACAACCACAGGAACCUCCACCACCGGAGGUGACGGAGGUGACGGAGGUGACGGAGGUGACGGAGGAGACGGAGUGACGGCGGAGACGGAGGAGACGGCGGAGACGGAGGUGACGGCGGUCACGGCGGAGACGGAGGUGACGGCGGUCACGGCGGAGACGGAGGUGACGGCGGUCACGGCGGAGACGGAGGUGACGGCGGUCACGGCGGAGACGGAGGUGACGGCGGUCACGGCGGUGACGGAGGUGACGGCGGUGACGGCGGAGACGGAGGUGACGGCGGUCACGGCGGAGACGGAGGUGACGGCGGUGACGGCGGUGACGGCGGUGACGGCGGUGACGGACGGCGGUGACGGCGGUGACGGACGGCGACGGCGGCGGCGGAGACGGCGGAGACGGCGGUCACGGCGGUCACGGCGGAGACGGCGGAGACGGCGGAGUCACGGCGGAGACGCCGGUGACGCCGGUCACUCCACCACUUCUACAACCACAGGAACCACCAGGUCUGACUCCACCUCGACCGCCAUCACCUCGACCGCCGCCUGUGGCACCACCCGGGCCUCGUGUGUGACCCUCGACCCUUCGGGAAACCUGACCCAGACCCCGGACUGCUCCUCUGGCGGCACAGGCGGCGCAGGCGGCAGCAGCACCACGAGAACGAGCACCACACAGAAGAUGUGCUGGUGCCCGUGUCAGGAGACCUGAACCUCUGCAGCUGCAACAAGACUAAACACUUUUAAUAAAGCAAAACUAAAAUGCUC